This is a messenger RNA of Ochlerotatus camptorhynchus, 812 nucleotides long. RefSeq names its product iron-sulfur cluster assembly 2 homolog, mitochondrial. NCBI's taxonomy places the organism in Eukaryota, Metazoa, Arthropoda, Insecta, Diptera, Culicidae. Gene Ontology annotation, cellular component: mitochondrion. The record is from RefSeq and is a predicted model, not a curated record. The transcript has 2 exons. Gene Ontology annotation, molecular function: 4 iron, 4 sulfur cluster binding; iron ion binding; 2 iron, 2 sulfur cluster binding. Bases 59 to 481 code for a protein of 140 amino acids. Gene Ontology annotation, biological process: iron-sulfur cluster assembly.
UUACCUUUGCUUGUUAGUCAUUCAAGUGGAUUUGAGGUUUUAAAUAAGUCAAGUCGAAAUGGCACUCUUUCGAAAUAUGUUAGCAACUAUUUUGGUACAAAAACCACAUGUAAUUCUACGAGACGCAUUGUUUUCAUCGAAACCGGCUAUCGCAGGACAUUUGAAGCUCAGUGACACUUGUCUGAAACGUCUCAGGGAAAUUUGCGACGAAAAAUCUUUCCUUCGCAUCACUAUUGAAGGCGGUGGUUGUUCAGGGUUCCAGUACAAGUUCGACAUAGAUGACAAACUUAAAUCGGAUGAUUUGGUGUAUGGUGAAAAUGAUGCACGAGUCGUAAUAGAUCAGACUUCUAUUGAGUACGUAGAUGGGUCAAUGAUCGAUUUUCACACAGAGCUGAUACGGUCCGGAUUCAGGAUCAUAAACAAUCCAAAAGCCGAACAAGGUUGCUCGUGUGGAGCAUCAUUUGCCAUUAAAUUAAAUUGAUGGCUUAUAUGGAUAUUAGGGCGAUUGUUUUUCGGAUGAAAAUUACGUAAGAACCUCUAGUUGAACAAAUACUAAUAUAUUUUUUUGUUUUGUGGCGUAUUUUUCUAUUCAAAUCACUUAGCAUACCGAAAUUCAAUAAAAUAUCAUAUGUUUUCGUAUUUGCAAAUAACAGAAAAUGUCUCCCCACCAAGACGUUUUGCUAACCAUUCGUUUUUCACAACUGCUAGUUUAAGGGUUUCACACCUGAACUUAGCGUUUAGGUUUGUGUGGAGUGCUCUGGCCAUCCCAACGAUGAUUAGUAAAUCGCUUUCCAAUAGAUUGUUGCAUAGUU